This is a messenger RNA of Cucurbita maxima (winter squash), 1371 nucleotides long. Its product is annotated as polygalacturonase-like. The record is from RefSeq and is a predicted model, not a curated record. The transcript is spliced from 4 exons. Gene Ontology annotation, molecular function: polygalacturonase activity. Bases 1 to 1158 code for a protein of 385 amino acids. NCBI's taxonomy places the organism in Eukaryota, Viridiplantae, Streptophyta, Magnoliopsida, Cucurbitales, Cucurbitaceae. Gene Ontology annotation, biological process: carbohydrate metabolic process.
AUGGACCCUCGAACAACCUCCUUUCUUCUCUCACUACAACUCGUCAUCUUCUUCAACUCACCCUUUGCUGCUUCCGAGACACUCAACGUCGUCAAUUUCGGAGCCAAACCCGACGCCAAAACAGACUCGUCCAAGGCCUUCCAAGCAGCAUGGGCGCGUGCUUGUACCUCUUGUACGUCCGCAUCCAUUUACGUCCCAAAUGGUAGAUUCUAUCUCCGCCAUGCAACUUUCAAUGGGCCAUGCAGAAGCGACGCCAUCAACAUACACAUCGAUGGCACUCUCGUGGCUCCUUCCGACUUCCAUGUUAAUGCCAACUCUCCAAAUUGGAUCAUUUUUCACCUUGUUAAUGGAGUUUCCAUCUUUGGUGGCACUCUUGAUGGUCAAGGAGCUGGAUUGUGGGCUUGCAAACGUUCUGCCAAAACCUGUCCUCUUGGAGCCACGUCGCUGGAAUUUACCGAUUCGAAAAACAUUUUGAUAAGUGGAUUAACCUCGUUAAAUAGCCAGAUUUUUCACAUAGUAGUGAAUGAAUGCCACAAUGUGAAAAUGGAAGGACUAAAGGUCACCGCUUCGGGUAAUAGUCCCAACACGGAUGGCAUUCACGUAGGGCUAUCAUCUCAUGUCACCAUUCUCAAUUCAGAUAUCAGCACUGGCGACGACUGCAUCUCAAUAGGCCCCGGCACCUCCAACUUGUGGAUUGAGAAUGUUGCUUGUGGACCUGGCCAUGGAAUUAGCAUCGGGAGUUUAGGAAAAGCGUUGAAGGAGGAUGGAGUUCAAAACGUGACAGUAAAAUCUUGUAGAUUUACAAACACUCAAAAUGGAGUGAGAAUAAAAAGUUGGGGAAGGCCAAGCAGUGGGUUUGCAAGAAACAUUCGUUUUCAACAUCUCAAGAUGACCAAUGUCAAGAAUCCCAUCAUAAUCGAUCAAAAUUACUGUCCUUACAAUAAAGAUUGCCCUGGCCAGGCUUCAGGAAUUAAAGUUAGUGAUGUGACAUAUCAAGACAUUCGUGGGACAGCAGCCACUAGAUUCGCCAUGACAUUCGAUUGUAGCCCAAAGUUUCCAUGUGUGGGAAUAAGGUUGGAAGAUGUAAAGCUGAGUUACAAGAAUGGAGCAGCCAAAGCUUUGUGCACUCAUGUUAGAGGAAUAGUUACUGGCUGUUAGUGACAGAUAAAUUUAGUAAAACUUUUGAGAGUAGAGAACUUUGUAUUAUUAAAAAAUGAUGCUAAAUUGUUUUUCUACCUCUUCCACCAAAUGUCAAAAUAUGUAUUUGAGGUAAAUUGGGACAUUCCCGACUACCAUUUAUGAUUUAAAAACCAUACACCUAAUUAAACACAAUUCAUAUAUAUACCCAAUACACUUAACUAAGAACAUGUA